Molecule: messenger RNA, 661 nt
Organism: Bolinopsis microptera
Lineage: Eukaryota; Metazoa; Ctenophora; Tentaculata; Lobata; Bolinopsidae
Exons: 4
Coding region: 26-661 (211 amino acids)
Source: RefSeq, a predicted model, not a curated record
GUUUCACUGCAAGUGCAUCUGGAAAAUGCCUACUUUUAUGGCGGCAAGGAAUGACUGCGGAGUUGUUCUUCAGGACGAUCCGGAUAAAAAAGAGGUACAUCCAAUUCUGUUCCCGCCUAGAAGGAGUAACUCAUUUAAUUUGAUAAAUUCGGUGGAAGAGAACGGUGAGGAUGAUUUAUGGGAUGAGAUUGCUGAGGACGAAAACGAAAGAGAUGAAAUGGAGGAUGAUGAAGAAGAAGAAGGCUUACGACCCGAAAACCCAGAUACCGAAGGGUGCGGUGUAUUUCGAGAUAUAACUCGAAAUAACGACACAUUUGGAAUGGAAUCUGUGAGGCCAGCUACAAUAAAGAACAGAACUUUCUACCUGCCAGGAAACAUGAAGACCAUCUUGGAGAUUGUUCAUCAGAAAACUGGAGGGAAAUGCCGCAUCAAACAAAGAUCAAGAAAAAACAAGCCGAAGAAAUGCAAGAAAAAGAACCUAAAAGAAUUUAAAAACUUCAGCAUAGCAGAGUAUGAGGCGCAGGGGGGUUUUCACUAUGUGUUUAGAGUAGGAGUUGGUAUAAGAGGCAUGAAGGAGGCGGCAAAAGACGCUGUUAAUCAAGCCUACAUAGAUAAAUACGAACUACCAGUACCUUGCUUCCUCGCUCCAAAGGUAAAAUAA